UGGCUAGGGCCCCUAGCUUGGCUGGCGGUCCCGGCCGGCCGGCCUUAUAUGGCGCUAGAGGUUCCAGCGCUCCUGCCGCGCACAAGGGCGAGCCCGGGAGGCGUUAACUGCGCGUAAACAGGCGGCAUUCGUUGUGACGCUGACGGGGUGCAGCCGUCCAAAGGCUGCUUCCAGUGCUCGAAGGAUGGCUAGCGUCCAGCGAGGCCUCCGUUCUCUUGCUGUGCUCCUGUUUCUGCUGUUGUCGCUGUUCGCUUGCAGGCACGGUACCCUCGCGGAUGUAAACAAGUUCUUUAAUGUCUCAUCACUGUGCUCCCGAGAUCGACAUGCUCCGCUUUACAAGACUGUUGACGGUGCCGUGCUCACGUCUGAAAGCGACAAUAACCUGGAUUGCAUCAUCACCUUCCAGACACACUCCAUCUUGCAGCGUUUCAUGCUUCGCUUUGAAAGGCUGUCCUUGGGCUGCCGCGAUCACCUGGUCAUUUUUGAUGGUGCCCACACUAUAGGACUUAGCAAGGCAGAUCUGUCUUGUGGAAGCUCCCCCUCGGCUGUGGGGAACACCUCCACACUGGGAAACUACGUGACCCUCAGGUAUACCACAGACACUGAGAGUCCACAAGGAAGCGGCUUCAAUCUAAUCAUCACUGCGUACAAGAAUCGCCUAACAGAUCGUAUGCCCAACCUGAGGUGCCGGGACUUUCAGUGUAGCAACACCCUGUGCAUCUCAAGCAACUUGACAUGUGAUGGUGUCAACCACUGUGGAGACAACAGCGACGAGACAAGCCAUGCUUCUUGCGCAGACUAGCUAGCUUGCGGUUUUGAGGCAGAAUGCCUGACGCUUAUGUUUUGCGAGUGUAUCUGUUCAGCUGUCUACUUCCUGUUUGCAUUUCUCUCUCACCCGUCCCCCAGCGUAGGGUAGCAAAUCUGAUUUUCUUUUUUCCAGUGGACCUCCCGUUAUUUUCCCUUUCCUUCGUCUCUCACCCUCUCCAAGUGCGCCCAACAGUUUAAAGUUCUGUCAGUUCAACUGCAGGCUGGCGCUGGAAGUGAACGAGUCGCGUAAAUAUUUUCGAUGCGUGCACUAAAAAUGAGCGUCCUUUAGCAAUACAGUGUAAAUGCAUUGUUAAAGUGAGACCAGGACCCGUAUUUGCAGAAGUUCACUUAUGCAAGUGCGGUCCACGAUUGGCCGUGCGCCCUUGUGACUGUCUUACCGUUACGCUGACCGCUAUUAUACGCUGCAAUACCAGUGGCUGGUGCCCGAACGCUGACCGACGAUGAAAUGCUCGUGCGUAAGAGAAACUUUGUGAAUGGGGGCUCGGUGGGGCAUUUCUCAUGUUAGGCUGCUGUAUGAUUAUUUAGGACACGAAAACUGGUGAAUAUGAUUUCAAAUCGGGCCAAAUCAGGUUUCAAAUAAAAAUGUCGUUAGAGCAAAGCCAAA
This is a messenger RNA of Dermacentor andersoni, 1432 nucleotides long. RefSeq lists its product as uncharacterized. NCBI's taxonomy places the organism in Eukaryota, Metazoa, Arthropoda, Arachnida, Ixodida, Ixodidae. Gene Ontology annotation, molecular function: protein binding. The record is from RefSeq and is a predicted model, not a curated record.